Molecule: messenger RNA, 716 nt
Organism: Cavia porcellus (domestic guinea pig)
Lineage: Eukaryota; Metazoa; Chordata; Mammalia; Rodentia; Caviidae
Gene: S100a10
Product: S100 calcium binding protein A10
Exons: 3
Coding region: 179-469 (96 amino acids)
Cellular component (GO): cytoplasm
Molecular function (GO): calcium ion binding; transmembrane transporter binding; calcium-dependent protein binding
Source: RefSeq, a predicted model, not a curated record
CAGGGCGUGUGCAGGGGGCAGGACAGGGCGGGUCCGCCGCCAGCAGGCUCCUCCCGCCCCAGCGCGCCCCGCCGCCCCACGUACAAAGGCGCGCAGCCCGCGGAGAGCGCCCCACCGCGAUCCGCCGGCCACCGCUCCGCAGCGCCGCAGCGCCCAGGCUUCAACACAUCCCACCAAAAUGCCUUCCCAGAUGGAACACGCCAUGGAAACCAUGAUGUUUACGUUUCACAAAUUUGCUGGAGACAAAUGCUACUUAACCAAGGAAGACUUGAGAUUACUCAUGGAAAAGGAGUUCCCUGGAUUUUUGGAAAAUCAGAAAGACCCUCUGGCUGUGGACAAAAUCAUGAAGGACCUGGACCAGUGCCGAGACGGCAAAGUGGGCUUUCAGAGCUUCUUUUCACUAAUUGCAGGCCUCACCAUUGCGUGCAAUGAUUAUUUCGUGGUACACAUGAAGAAAUGCAAGAAGUAGGCAGACAUGAACAUUUACUCCUGUCCUGAUGACAGUUCUCCCAAAAGGCCACCUAAGGCAUCUGCCCCUCAGUUUACCCUUCUAUAAAAAUUUCAUGAGCAGAUCAGGACCCUUACAAAAUGUACAAAUAGCAUUGAGCUCGCACUGGACAAGCAGAGAAUGGAAAGCUAAUUAAAUGCUAACUAAGCUUUUGAUUUUUAUAUUUUUGCAUCCUUUUACCCUCAAUAAAGUUUUUUUUAGUUCCAAA